AUGAGCCGGAGCGCCGACGCGAGUGUGCUGCGCGAUGUGGCGUCCUGCCGGGACCUGCACCGCAGUCAGAUGCCGGACCUCUCCACAGCGAGCGGGGCAGCGAAGGCGGUGGAGGACACGGUGCUGCUCGAGGUGCUCCUCCCGGCCUACGCAAAGCUGGAGGACCGUGAGGAGGUCUGUCGCGAUCUCGGUGUCUUCGUGCAGACGGGGCGCGGCGGCCCCAACGGACUCUCGAGAAGGGUGUGCGUGCGACUCACUGACCCCGCCGACCCGUUCUUCCUCUUCGAGCUCGAGCUGCUCGAGGAUGACUAUGGCACCUUCAAGCAACGACUCGAGCUGCUGGUGGACUUCAGCGGAUUCCCAAAGUACCUCGUGUCGAUGCUAAAUAGCGUUGUUUCCGGGCUGAUGCCGUACGUUGUGUGCUUCGUGGUGGACAGCCGCGACGCGGCGCGGGGGACGCUGCGGGUGCUGGAGCGCACCGACUUCCGCACCGUGGAGCACAUUUCCCUCGCGCUGCUGCGACAAGGCGACGCGGGGCAGAAGCGAUACCUUGCAGAGAGAUUCCAGCACUUUGAGCGCGCCUACACACGCGCCACGGAGGAAUACCAGGCAGAGGCCGCAGCAUCAGCAGCAAACAUUGAGGCGUUGAAGAGUGAGGUUGCAAGGCUGGAGGGGAGUCGGGCAAGUUUGCGCGAGCAGUUGAAUAUGGAAGUUGCUAAGUCAGAGAAGAACCAGUUGGCCAGCGUCAGUCAGCUGCGUGAGGAACAUGCCGGCCAGCUGUCGCAGCUGCGCAGCUCGUUUGAGUCAGAACUGCGUCACGUUACUAGAAAGGCGGAGGAGGUGCAAAAACAACUCAUGGAUGACAUGCGCGAGAAGGACAAGGAGUUGCAGGAGGCAAGACAGCGUAUCACCACGCUUGAGUCGUCGAUUAUGACGCUGCAGUCACAGAUGCGAAUUGCCGGAGAUAAGUGCAACGCACAAGCGAAGGAGCUGGAAGGACUACGCACCUCAAAUGAUGAGCUUCAGAGCUUCCGCACACAAGCAACACGUUCACUAUCUGAUACUGAACUGAACUUUGUGAAGAUGCAGGAGCGAUUACGCGGUCACGUACAGACACUGAAGUCGAGAGAGGAAGAGUUGAAAUCUCUGCGAGAGCAGUACCAGAAGCAGGACAACUAUAUCCGCAUUAUCACCUCGCAGAACGAGCAACUGACUGAGCAGAAUAAAAAGAAUGAGUUGUCACUAAGCAAGGCGCACCAUAUUAUUGCAACCCAGCUAAAGCACAUCAAAGAAGUGAAGGAGCGGGAACGCAUGAUGAGAAACCAAAUACGAAGCCAAGAUGCGCUCAUGCAAGAGAAAAUGAGUGCUAUUGCCCGCUUGAGGGACGAGUUGGCGUCCUCGACUGAACGGGCACAGAUCCUCCAAAACAAAGCCACAGAACUCCGUGAUCAGCUUGGGAAGACUGACGCUGCACGUGAAAAGCUCGCACAAGAACUUAAGCAGAGCCAAGACGCACUUAUUCAUCUUCAGCGAAGUACCAGUGUAAAUGGACGGCACUGGUCUGUUUUGGCUGGCCCGAGCAGUGGCCACAACCUUGGCGUGGGGUUGAGUAGCAGUUGUGGCUCCAACUCGUACGACAUCUACAGGGAAUUUAAUAGAAAUGCCUCCUCCACGCUGCGAGGUGCUGGCGGCAUGCCCCCAUACGGAUCGAGUGAUGUUGCUGGCAUGUCAACAGUCCAUCCCAAUACUGUCAUGAAUGUUGUCACCGACACAACCUCAGGUCUGGCUGUUGGCCAGCAGCAGCAGCAGGGACUUCCUGAUUCAACAAGCAAAAGCACAGCCAAUGGUGUUACGCCAGCUGCAGAAGUUGCCACUGGUAGUAAUGAGGCAAAACCUUCUUCUACCACAGCGGGGACUUGUGCAGCGAACGGGAGAUACACCCGUCAGCCGCUGGAUGCAACUGCAAUCAAUGUAGCGUUGAAUCACACAACACAGGCGUUCUCUAGCAAAAGCUUUUUAAACGAUGGGGCUAACAAGGCAGGCCUCAUGUCAAACACUGCUUCAUUCAUUGCAAAGGCACCAGCUGUAGCAGCAGCAGCAGCUCCCAGCUCAUACUUUUAA
Messenger RNA from Trypanosoma grayi, 2121 nucleotides. RefSeq names its product spindle assembly 6. Gene Ontology annotation, biological process: centriole replication. The record is from RefSeq and is a predicted model, not a curated record. The coding region runs from base 1 to 2121 and encodes 706 amino acids. NCBI's taxonomy places the organism in Eukaryota, Euglenozoa, Kinetoplastea, Trypanosomatida, Trypanosomatidae. Gene Ontology annotation, cellular component: centriole. The transcript has a single exon.